GGUAAGUGAAGCCCGUGAUGGAAAAAUUUCAAAAACCAUAUGAUAUGACAAAUCAAACACAACAAGUGUCAGUCCAAUUAAUCAUCGUCAUAUUUCUUCUCAAACCCAAUAUUCAUCCACUUUAAUCUGCAUUCAUAUAAUUCUUUUUAAUUUUUGGGUUUGUUGUAAUUUGUUUGAUGAAUGAAAUUAGUAGCAAGUGAUGAGGGGCCGCUUUCUUGAAAAUGAAAAGGCAGAAUUGCAAUAUUAAUGUUAGCCAAGAGUAGAAACUCUUCUUCUUGUCUUCACAUGUCAACCACUUUUUGUGUAAUGAAUUUACUUCUUCUUCUUCUUGCGUUCCCCUCAAUUUCUCUUGUAUUCAGCAAAAUGCAGAAGCUCUGAACACCAAAAAAGAGAAAAGAAUGUGGGAGAAGACGAAGAAGAAGAAAGAGAAGAUACCAAGCGUGUGGUUUUCAUUGAAGAACUCACUCCACUGCAAAUCCGACCCCUCCGAUGUGCACGACCCUCACCCUCACCCUCGGCGGCCGGAGAAGCAUCUGAGCUCAAUCCUCACCAAGAAAAGCGGCCGCUCCGGCUGCUCGAGGUCCAUCGCCAAUCUCAAAGACGUGAUCCAUGGCAGCAAGAGGCAUCUCGACAGGCCCCCCGCUUGCAGCCCUCGCUCCAUCGGCAGCAGCGAGUUUCUCAACCCCAUCGCCCACGAGGUCAUCUUCACCAACUCCAAAUGCGACCUCAAAAUCACCGGCUUCCACCACGACGCCGCCGCCGCCGCCGUCGGGAAUUCAAGGCCCGCCCCUCAAACUGCAACUCUCAAUACGAAAAAUCCCAACCUCUCUCUCUCCCAAAAGCGCGCUCCGCUUGAGAGAAACGCCGCCGUCAGCGGCGGCGCUGCAACGUGCCACAAAUGCGGCGAGCAGUUUGUGAAGUGGGAGGCUCUCGAAUCCCACCAUCUCUCCAAACAUGCCGUGACGGAGCUAGUGGAAGGCGACUCGUCGCGGAAGAUAGUGGAAAUCAUCUGCAGAUCAAGCAAGACGGAGAGCCGCAGCGUGAGAAUCGAGAGGGUGUUGAAGGUCCACAACAUGCACAAGAGCUUAUGCAGAUUCGAGGAUUACAGAGAGAUGGUGAAGAUGAGAGCAAGCAAGCUCCCCAAGAAACACCCGCGCUGCUUGGCCGACGGCAACGAGCUCCUCCGAUUCUACGGCACCCACGCCGCCUGCGCCCUCGGCGUGGGGUCCUCGAGCCUCUGCGUGUCGGAGAAAUGCAGCGUGUGCCGCAUCAUCCGACACGGCUUCUCCAGCAAGAGGGAGUUCAAAAACGGAGUGGGCGUUUUCACCACCUCCACGAGCGGGAGGGCGUUGGAGUCCAUAGAGGAGGAUCCGUCGCUUAGAAAGGCGUUGAUCGUGUGCCGGGUGAUCGCCGGGAGAGUGCACCGGCCCCUCGACAACGUGCACCACAUCAUCGGCCAGACGGGCUUCGACUCCCUGGCUGGGAAGGUUGGCUUGUACUCCAAUGUUGAGGAGCUUUACUUGCUUAGCCCUAAAGCUCUGCUUCCUUGCUUUGUCGUCAUAUGUAAGACUACUUGAGGAGUAUCAUCAUCUGCACAACUCAUUCAUUGCAUUGCACCUUUAAUGUAAUCUAAUGCAAUGCAACUUUGAACUAUUGAUGUAUAUGUUGUGUUUGUUGUUAGUUAAAAUUUGAAAAACGUUAGAUUAA
Molecule: messenger RNA, 1707 nt
Organism: Salvia miltiorrhiza (redroot sage)
Lineage: Eukaryota; Viridiplantae; Streptophyta; Magnoliopsida; Lamiales; Lamiaceae
Exons: 2
Coding region: 399-1577 (392 amino acids)
Source: RefSeq, a predicted model, not a curated record